AUGUUAGCUCGAAGACGGAUUGUUGCGGUGAUAUUUCUGCUUUUGAGCACCUCAUACCUACUAUACAAAGUAUCUGUAAAGUUUGAGAGAGUGGUUACGGGGUCCAAGGUAGACAUGGAGCUCGGUGAUUUGUAUUUGAGGGUCUGGACCUCAUACCUACUAUACAAAGUAUCUGUAAAGUUUGAGAGAGUGGCUACAGGGUCCACGGUAGACAUGGAGCUCGGUGAUUUGUAUUUGCCCGAGGGUCUGGACGUACAGCUAUUCAGAGCAACUCCGAUAAUGAAGCAGUCAGUAAAAUCCAAACUCCCGAAGCUGGACACCUUGGCAUGGCCGGACGGGACACUUUCCUCAGUCUCAACAACACAGUUAAUUCAGAAUCACAGUAUGCUAACAAAACCUGGUCCAUUUCAGCCGGUGUUAAGCUACAGUCAGAGACUCUUAUUCCAGAAAUUGUUGAAAACGGUUGCAGACCUUUUGCUUGAGAAUGGAUUUGGGGAUCGUUUUAUGCUCUCGGCAGAUGCCGUAUUGGGCUCAUUCCGUCACCAUGAUGUAGUGCCUUGGGCCGACCAUGCCGGGUUUCUGGUUGACGUGACCAUACGCGUUAAAGUGCGAAGCUUGCUGAGAACAUUAAGCCCGGAAAUUCUACUGCAUCAGACUCCAACGCAGGAUAUCGUCUUUGCAAAAAUGAUGGAGUCAUCAGAAAACCACAUGGACCUGCAGCAGGGCCACUUCACUACGUUACAAGAAUACGGAUGGCCUCAUAUACAUAUUGAAUACUUCGAAGCGAACGGAACACAUAUCAAAAGUAUCAAACAAGCCCGUCCACCACAAUACACUUGGCCAUAUGACGCGGUCUUCCCACUUUACUUGCGUCCAUUCGGUUCCGACUGGUUCCCGGCACCGAGGAACCCAAAAGAAUUCUUACGAUGGCGUUACGGUUCUGUGGAUUUAUGUGAAACACAGACCAAAUCGCAUAUCACGGAAAGACUACUUCCACUGGAAUUGAUACCCUGUAGCGAUCUUGGCGAGCGAUACGCAUUUGUGGAACACAGAGUCUGUGGGCCGGGUGUUCAGGUAGCUUCGAAUGACGAGAUGAUGCUAGGAGAAGAGCGCUUGAUGCGUCGUAAAUCGAAGGACACAUUCGACAUCAUCCAUCGGAUUUGUUUGGCUGCACCUGUUGAAAGUAUAAAAUGCGAUAUGUACACACUCCAAUGUGCGGACCCGUACUAA
This is a messenger RNA of Opisthorchis viverrini, 1230 nucleotides long. RefSeq lists its product as hypothetical. The record is from RefSeq and is a predicted model, not a curated record. Bases 1 to 1230 code for a protein of 409 amino acids. The transcript has a single exon. Lineage: Eukaryota; Metazoa; Platyhelminthes; Trematoda; Opisthorchiida; Opisthorchiidae.